ACAUUCCAAUAUUUCAGUCAGGUCCACAACAUUUUCAAUUUUUUAGUUUUGUACUUCGAAAUCGACGCAAUGCGAUGCGCCUCAGCCUACCUUCGAUCUCACUUCUCCGCUUCGUCCCACUCCGAUCUCCUCCGAUCCCUUGAUGGCGGUGGCGCACGGAGGGCGGCGUCCGUGUGGAGCUUCGGGGACAACAGCAACGGCGCCUUGGGCAUCGCGACGCCGCUGGCCGACGGGUACGAGCCGACGCGGGUUCCGUCUCUCCCCUCCGACGUCGCCUCUGUAGCCGCUGGACACUAUCACUCCCUCGCCGUUACCGCCAGAGGGGACUUGUGGGCUUGGGGCCGAAACGAGGAGGGUCAGCUUGGAAGGCACGCUGCGGCGCACAGAGUCACAUGGAGCCAACCAGAAAAAGUUGCAGGUGUGGAUCAUGUUGGAGUUAAAGCUGCUUUUGCAUCUGGUGUUGUAUCUGCUGCCAUUGACGAUGAAGGCUCUUUAUGGGUAUGGGGACGAUCCAAGCGUGGUCAACUUGGCCUGGGAAAUGGUGUUAUAGAAGCUACUAAACCUUCCAAAGUCGAGGCACUUGCAGGUCAUCAGUUAGUGAAGGUAUCUUUUGGAUGGGGGCAUGCAUUGGCUCUAACUAAAUCUGGUAAGGUGUUUGGUUGGGGUUAUGCAAAGGAUGGAAGAUUAGGUCAAAUGGGGCAGAAGCUCUAUGUAGCACAUGAACCUUCGAAACGUGAUAAAUCAUUGGAGAGUUCGACGUCAAUGUUUGAUGCAGUCGAGAAAUUGGUGGCAGAGAAGAUUGAGGAAGAGAAGAGCAUGCCCAUCAUUUGGGAGCCAUGUGAAAUUCUGGAUAUGGGCAAUUCCAGUGCUUCUGAUGUAGCUUGUGGGCUCGAUCAUUCUUUAGUGCUCUCUAGUAAUUCCAGUAUACUAAGCGGCGGAGACAAUACAUAUGGUCAGCUGGGCAGGAGCACAGGAGAAGGCUCUGUUAUGCUUCCCGUUGACACAAACACUCUCUCACUCUCUGUUUCAGCAGGCCUCGGUCACUCUCUUGCCAUAUGCCAGACUUCAUCUGGAGCUUGCACUUCUGUGCUUUCAUGGGGAUGGAACCAGAGUCACCAGUUGGGGCGUCGAGGGCGAGAAGAUGCCCCGGGAAUAAUCAAAGCCCUCAAUGGAGAAACUCCAACAUCAGUUUCUGCUGGGCGUGUGCAUUCCCUUGCCCUCACCGCCAAGAAGGAGUUGUGGGUGUGGGGCUCUGGCCGAAAUGGCCGACUUGGACUCGGAAGCUCGUUGGACGAGAUGGAGCCAGCCAUGGUGGAGUCUCUGGCUGGGCUUGAUAUUCUACAAGCAGUGGCGGGUUUUGACCAUAAUCUUGUGCUGGUUUCAUAAUAGUUAUUCAGAAGAUCCAGAGGAGAAAAAGGGGACAAGGGAAGGAGUUGUGCUCGCAGAAGAGAUGGUCCAGUUAUCUCGUUGCAGAAGUUCAUUCGCGUAAGCCUCAUUACGACGUAAUAGAUCCUUCUCGUGCUUGCCAAGAACUAACCCUUGCACAAGCUCCAUCACAGUCGCUCACAGAAGCUUUGUCGUAGAAUCUCUGCCCUCAAACUCUUCAUAUUGAAGGCAUCGAACUCAAUCUCUGACCUCAAACUCUUCAUAUUGAAGGCAUCGAACUCAUAUCACGUCACAUUUAAAAUCUUGCAAUAGAAACUCGAGUACACACAAGCACAGACUAUGUCGUUCAACGGUCUAUUUAUUAGUAUUAUUCUUGUAUCAUUCUUCUUAUCAUGGAAAAUUUUCAUUAGCUUUUGUGGAA
Molecule: messenger RNA, 1807 nt
Organism: Zingiber officinale
Lineage: Eukaryota; Viridiplantae; Streptophyta; Magnoliopsida; Zingiberales; Zingiberaceae
Product: secretion-regulating guanine nucleotide exchange factor-like
Exons: 5
Coding region: 70-1386 (438 amino acids)
Source: RefSeq, a predicted model, not a curated record